CUUCCCAAAUUCAUUCUGCUCUUCUCUAGGGUGUGGAUUUGCGUUGAUCCCUCCCCUCUCUCUCUCUCUCUAUCUCUUAUUAUUCCCUUUUUACCCUUUUUUAGGGUUUCGGAUUCCAUUUCAAUGGCCGCCGCUGAUGUUGAGUUUCGUUGCUUCGUGGGUGGCCUUGCCUGGGCCACUGACAGUCAAGCCCUAGAGGAAGCUUUCUCUCCUUAUGGCCAUAUCGUGGAAGCGAAGAUCGUCAACGACCGUGAUACUGGAAGGUCGAGGGGAUUUGGAUUCGUGACUUUUGCCGAUGAGAAGUCCAUGAGAAGUGCUAUUGAAGGAAUGAACGGCCAGAACCUCGAUGGCCGUAAUAUCACCGUCAACGAGGCGCAGGCCAGAGGAGGCGGCGGAGGCGGUGGAGGUGGAUACAACCGUGGUGGCGGCGGUGGUGGAUACGGCGGUGGACGCCGUGAGGGUGGUUACAACCGUGGUGGCGGUGGCUAUGGCGGUGGUGGAGGUGGAUACGGAGGAGGUGGUUACGGCGGUGGGCGCCGUGAAGGUGGAUAUGGCGGUGGUGAUGGUGGUUCCCGGUACUCCAGGGGUGGAGGCGGCGGCGGAUCUGAAGGAGGCUGGAGAAACUAGGUGGCGGCGGCGGUGGGGCGUUAUGAUAUAGCUUUUGGGUUGGAAGUUUUAGUGUGGUGAAAUCCUAGCAGCCUCUUUGUUUUCUUUUGUGAUGCUUUUUACUGUUCCGUUUGGUGCCUCUCUUUUUUGACCGAUGACCGAUGACCGAUGGGUUUCGUGUUCCUCAUUGUCGCUCUAUGUUACAAGGAAAAAAAAUAUUACAUAAGAAAAUGAAGUGCAGCUCUUCGUUCUCA
Messenger RNA from Momordica charantia (bitter melon), 860 nucleotides. Its product is annotated as putative glycine-rich RNA-binding protein 1. Gene Ontology annotation, molecular function: RNA binding. NCBI's taxonomy places the organism in Eukaryota, Viridiplantae, Streptophyta, Magnoliopsida, Cucurbitales, Cucurbitaceae. The record is from RefSeq and is a predicted model, not a curated record.